Molecule: messenger RNA, 585 nt
Organism: Sycon ciliatum
Lineage: Eukaryota; Metazoa; Porifera; Calcarea; Leucosolenida; Sycettidae
Exons: 7
Coding region: 1-585 (194 amino acids)
Source: RefSeq, a predicted model, not a curated record
AUGGGUGGUCUCACCCAUGAGGUGCAUGCGAGCUGUUAUUGUUAUGAUGAUGAUGAUUAUUAUACGGCACAAGAAUCACCACUUUCCUCCGGCGAAGGUCUUGGAGGCAACUUGCAGCCAUCUACCACCUCCUUCGAACAAGCCCCGCUAUCUUCUGGCGAAGGUCCAGCCAGGAUCUUGGAGCCAUCCACUCCCGCCCCUGAGAUUUCUGUUGCUGACUUGCUGGACAACUUGCCACCACCUAAUGGUGUACCUGACAAUGCUGGUGAAGACCUGUUCCCAUAUGGGAACAAUGGGAGGAUAAAGGUUAAUGGCUUGGAAGAACCAGCUGACGAAGAUGUGGUGCCUGCCAUGAACUCGGAGAUAUUCACCGGAGCAAUUCCUCCGCCGGCUGGUCGGUCUUCGGCGCUCCGCUCUUCGGCGCCCGACAGUACUGUGCGCGAGAACGACACGGCAGUGGAGAAGGAGCUAAGAACAGGGAUAGACGUGUCAAUGGGCUUUUCUGAGAUUAAAACUGAUGACAAUAAGAGGGAGUGUGCCGCAGACAAGUGGUUUAAGGUUCCCCAUCUUGAGCAAUUCUACUGA